CGAAUAUCACGGAGCUCUGCGAUAAGACGCACCGAGAAAUAUUCAAUUACAAUUCCAGCGCAGUGCGAAUCGAAAAAAUCCCACACCAGCCUCCUGCUAGUCUCUCUUUGCUGCUUCACUUGAAGCCCAGUUGUUGCUGUGAUAGCGGUGGAUUCCUGCUGACUCGAAGAGCUAUGGUGUCCAAUUCGAGGCUCUGUUAAUUUUCGAAAAUGACGCGAUAGCGAGAAAAAUGAAAGAACUAGCUCUCCUGCUGGUUUUGGGAACCUCUUUGACGGUUCCUCAAACGAUCAAAACCACUUUUAUAUGCCCGGAAGGCUUCAAAUCCAUCGGGAAAAAAUGCUAUCACUUCAGCAAACAACCGGCUUUAUGGACUGAUUCGCAUUUUCACUGCCAAAUCCUCAACAGCACUUUGUUAGUCUUCAAUUCACUCAAGGAGCAAAAUUUACUCAAAGGAUUCAUCACGCAGGAUAAUUAUUCCACCGUAGAUUCUGGAGAACGCUGGAUAGACGGCCUGUACGACUGGAAGCAGCACAAAUGGAAGUGGGGAUCCAGCGGGAAACCGAUCCAGGAAAACAGCUUCACCAGGAAGCAUACCGGAGAAGCCUUCAGGUGGAAUUGCAUCGCCAUAAACCAAGCGAACAAUAACAGAUGGGUAGCCAGAAAAUGCAGCGAUCAGAAACCCUUCAUCUGCGAGACCUCCACCAACGCCUACGUAGAGUUCAAGCUGUACAGCAGGAAAAAGAGGAAGUUCAAUUUAACCAAAUGCUCCAGCGGUUUACCAUUACUGGACUAUGAAAAGAGGAAGUGCCUGAAGCUGUUGGGCAGGACCGAAGUCCAGGAAAAUGAGCCGGCUCCUCUGACAGUACCAGAAGACAAUCCAGGGAAAUCUCACCACGCCAACUGGAUUUGUCCGGCGCAUAUGAUCAAUCUGGAUAAUCGCUGCUACACCUUCAGCGACCAUUCCAGCACCUGGCAGGACGCGCAUUUCGAGUGCCGCAGGAACGACAGCCGGCUGGCUUCGAUCAAAUCCAAGAAGCAGGAUUACAACUUGAGAAUGUUCCUGAACAAUUUUAUCGAGAAGCAGGACAGGUGGAUAGGCGGAAUGUAUGACUGGAAAUCGGGAAAAUGGAGGUGGGCCAUGACCGGCCAGCCUCUUUCCUAUCGAGGAUUCAGCAAGGCAGCUAUGAAAUCCAGGAGUUCGCAGGAUUUGGCGUGGAACAGUAUUUUUAUGGAUCCCGCUCUGGAUAAUCAUAAUGUGGAUUUUUUUUAGGUGGAAUGCGGGUGUCCAGACGGAAAAGAAGAGGUUCAUUUGCCAGGUUAAUGCCAAAUCGGUGAAAAGUUUGGGCCGCAGGAAACGAAGGCCUGCACAGGCGACUAUUACUAUUUUGAAGAGGAGAAAACAUGCUCGUGGGGUUUAGGAAAGAUCUGAAAAAAAUCUGGAAAAUCUGGAAAAUACAGUUUUUACGUGUCGAGUGUUCAUUGUAAAGCUUUAACAUUGAUGUUAGUGUUGUGAUGUUUAUUUAGGGGUUAGGAAUGUACAUAAUGUAACUUUUUUUCUGGAAAAGGGGGAAUUUUUGUUAAACCCCCGUAGUGUUCAAACUAAGUGAGUAAAUUAUUUUCUGAUAUUUAUAAAUUUAGCGUAAUAAAUAAAAAUUGUUCAUUUCAUUAAAUAAAUAUUUAAAAAAAAACUUGUAAACUGCCAAAAUGUAUAUGUAAAUAUAAUACUAAUUUAAUUUAGGCUAAUUAAAAGUAAUUAGAUCUUGUGUUACCGAAAUACAUAUUUAAAAAAAAUAGUAAUGAACUAAUUAUUACAAUGAA
Messenger RNA from Phyllotreta striolata, 1818 nucleotides. The record is from the annotation of a GenBank genome assembly. NCBI's taxonomy places the organism in Eukaryota, Metazoa, Arthropoda, Insecta, Coleoptera, Chrysomelidae.